AUGUUUUCUCACGAGCGUCAAUUUCGUGAGUCAUUUCAAAAUUUUGGAGAUGAAUCUCCGAAAAAGAAUAAUUUUAAUUUCAAAACUGUUAACCCAACUCCUAAUGGUGUUCGCGCUAAAAUUGAGAUAUGGUUUCAUUCAUUGCUAUUAAAAAGGAAACUUGUUGCCAGUAUUGGGAUCGCAUUUUUAGCUUCAAUAACAUUAUUUAUCCAAACAAUCAUUACAGAAUUCAAUGUUAUCAAACCUCUGACGUCAUUGGAACUAAUUUUUUCUAAUCUUUUUACUUUUUCAUUUUGGUUUAUCUUAGCAAUUCAAACAACAAUUAUUUUUGGACUUCUUUUUGCCAUGUCUCAUCUUGUUAUGUCUGUUAGUGCUCCAGAUACUUUAAGAAUGGAUGAUGGAAUUAGUGUAAUAUUUUGUGUUUCUCUUGUUGUUGGAGAGUGUUUAAAUGUUUUUCUAACAUUUCUAAAUGCAUAUGAUUAUGAAUCAAAACAAGAUGAUGGAGAAAAUUUGGCUUCUGCUAGAUUUACAUACCACAUUUUUGCUUUAAUAUUUGUGUGUACAAAUUUUGUUUUUUCAACAAAUUUUCGCUAUUGUUUUGCUGAUGAUGAUAUACCUUUUCAAAAUGUAAUAUUAUCAAUUUUAAUGCCAUCUACAAAAUCAAUAUAUACCUAUAAAUAUCAAGAUGCACUUAAAUCUUUUAAGAGAGCUACACUUCUAUGGUUAUUUUAUCAUAUAAUUGUUGAUUUUUGGAGCAUUAAAUAUCUCUUCACAACAGGAAUUCUUAUAUACAUUGCAUUAGUAAUAUAUAGAAUACACUUAGUAUAUAAUUUUGCUGUUGAAGUUAUCAACUUGAUUGUCAUGCAACCUUAUAAAUUUGAGAUGCCUUCUAUUUAUAACAUAACAGAACCAAGUGAGAAACAGUCUCGACAUAUCGUAAAUAUAUUUAAUUGCUCCGAUUUGAUGAUGAAAUUUUUUGCUCUUUAUGACAUUCGUUUUAUUGCGGAAAAAGACUAUAAAAGAAGGUGUGAAAUAUUUCAACUUAGUAUACCCGGAAAUUAUCCAAGAAAUUGGAAUUCUAUUAGAAACAUUUGUUUGGAAAUUAUUAAUUCAGUCAAUAUGGCAAUAAGUAAUGCCAAUGAUAUAAUUCAUACAACUAAAAUGCGUGAUGCAGCACAUUUGUACGGGGAUCCAUCAUCAAGAUUUAGGCAAACUAUGGAAUUAAGAGAUUUAAAAAAUGUUAGUGAUUUAAGAUUAAGACCACGUACUUCAAUUAGAGGUGAAAGAUUUUUUGAUUCUAAUGAUAGUAGAGUAUAUGAAAAUAUUCAUGAUGGAAAGUUAAAUAGAUUAAAUAAAAUAACAGAUAGUGUAAAAAAUUUUGUUAUACCACCAGUGAAAUUUAUCCUUCCAGCAGAUGGUAUAUUAGCAAUGUAUGCAAUAGAAUCAAUUGCAUUAAUUAUUUCACAAUCAGUUGAAGAAGAUGAAUUUGGUUCUGUCCAAAGUGACAUCAUUUUUGUGGUACGUGAGAUGUUAAAAUUUUAUGAGAGUCUGAAGAAAUAUUCAACUUAUAAGCAUAUAUUACCUUCAAAAUACAAUACAGAUGAUGAUGAGAUUGUUAAAAAUUUGCAAACUGCUCUUCAGCAUUCUAUAGUAAAAAUUCUCUCACCAUUUAUGAAUCUCAUUGAAAACUUUAGUGCGGAUGAACAAGAAAUUAUAGAACAAUUAUUUUAA
Molecule: messenger RNA, 1731 nt
Organism: Strongyloides ratti
Lineage: Eukaryota; Metazoa; Nematoda; Chromadorea; Rhabditida; Strongyloididae
Product: Nucleoporin protein Ndc1-Nup family-containing protein
Exons: 2
Coding region: 1-1731 (576 amino acids)
Biological process (GO): nuclear pore organization
Cellular component (GO): nuclear pore transmembrane ring
Molecular function (GO): protein-macromolecule adaptor activity
Source: RefSeq, a predicted model, not a curated record